AUGAUGUUACCAAGCCCGGUCACCUCCACCCCUUUCUCAGUCAAAGACAUUUUGAAUCUGGAGCAGCAGCAACACUUCCACGGAGCUCACUUGCAGGCGGAGUUGGAGCAGCACUUUCACUCGGCUCCCUGUAUGCUGGCGGCGGCUGAAGGGACACAAUUUUCCGAUGCAGGGGAGGAGGACGAGGAAGAAGAGGGAGAGAAACUGUCCUAUUUGAACUCACUAGCUGCUGCCGAGGGCCACGGAGAUUCAGGUCUCUGUCCGCAGAGCUAUGUCCAUACAGUCCUUCGAGACUCCUGCAGCAGGCCCAAGGAACAAGAGGAGGAGGUUGUGAGAGAACGGAGUCAAAAAAGCUGCCAGCUGAAGAAGUCUCUAGAAGCGACGGGAGACUGUAAGGCGAGCGAGGACGGCGAGAGGCCGAAGCCGCGCAGCCGCCGGAAGCCGCGGGUGCUCUUCUCGCAAGCUCAAGUCUUCGAGCUGGAGCGCAGGUUCAAGCAGCAGCGGUACCUGUCGGCGCCCGAGCGCGAGCACCUCGCCAGCAGCCUGAAGCUCACGUCCACGCAGGUGAAAAUCUGGUUCCAGAAUCGCAGGUACAAGUGCAAGAGACAGCGGCAGGACAAGUCCCUGGAGCUGGGGACGCACGCGCCGCCGCCGCCGCCUCGCCGCGUGGCGGUGCCGGUGCUGGUGCGGGACGGCAAGCCGUGCGUCACGCCCAGCGCGCAGGCCUAUGGCUCGCCCUACGGCGUGGGCGCCGGCGCCUAUUCCUACAACAGCUUCCCCGCCUACGGCUACGGGAACUCGGCCGCCGCCGCCGCAGCGGCUGCUGCAGCAGCCGCCGCAGCCGCGGCCUACAGCGGGAGCUACGGCUGCGCCUACCCGACAGGCGGGGGCGGCGGCGGGGCCUCCGCAGCGACCACCGCCAUGCAGCCCGCCUGCAGCGCCACCGGCGGCGGCUCCUUUGUGAACGUGAGCAACCUGGGAGGCUUUGGCAGCGGCGGCGGCGCUCAACCCUUGCACCAGGGUGCCGCAGCCGGGGCCGCGUGUGCACAGGGGACCUUGCAGGGCAUCAGGGCUUGGUAA
Messenger RNA from Peromyscus eremicus (cactus mouse), 1080 nucleotides. RefSeq names its product NK2 homeobox 3 (gene Nkx2-3). Gene Ontology annotation, molecular function: RNA polymerase II cis-regulatory region sequence-specific DNA binding; DNA-binding transcription factor activity, RNA polymerase II-specific. The record is from RefSeq and is a predicted model, not a curated record. Bases 1 to 1080 code for a protein of 359 amino acids. Gene Ontology annotation, biological process: regulation of transcription by RNA polymerase II; cell differentiation. Gene Ontology annotation, cellular component: nucleus. The transcript has 2 exons. Lineage: Eukaryota; Metazoa; Chordata; Mammalia; Rodentia; Cricetidae.